UUUCUCUCUCUCUCUCUUCCCCCGAAUGCGCAAUUACCCUUUUCCCUGCAGUUCAUUUUAACGGGGAAACCCCCUCUCCCGUUCACUCUCCCGCGCUGCCUCCGGCGUCCUCUGUUCUCUCCGGCACUCGCAGGAGCGGCCUCAUUUGGAGAUUAGCUAUUUUACCAGUUUGCCUGGAAGAAUACCUGAUUCCUUCCUACAUUUUACUUUAUAGUCGGUGCAGUUGGUUGGUUGGGUGAGAGAGAGAGAGAGAGAGAGAGAGAGAGAGAGAGAGAGAGAGGUAUGAGCAAGUAUCGAGGUGGUGGCAUUGGUGGUAGUAGCCAUUCAAGUGACAACAUCAAUGCGGUCUUCUAUGCUGAUACCUACCAUCCCAUCCAGACAGGGAGCAUUGACGGCACAGACAUCCUCCCUCAUGACAAUGCAACAUACAGGGCCCUCCUUUGUUCUUCUGCAGGCCUAUAUGACCCAAAUGGGGACCCAAAGAUUAUUGGUGAUCCCUACUGCACUACUUUUGUUGGCAAUGAGCAGGUAUGGGCGGGUGAAGAAUCUUCGCUUGGUUAGGCACAUUGUGACUGGUGCUUCACGUGGUUAUGCAUUUGUUGAGUAUGAGACAGAGCGGGAAAUGCGGCAUGCAUAUGAGGAUGCCCACCAUACCAUCAUUGAUGACAGUGAAAUAAUUGUAGAUUAUAAUAGACAGCAGCUCAUGCCUGGAUGGAUUCCUCGAAGAUUAGGAGGUGGCCUUGGUGGCAGAAAGGAGUCUGGCCAGCUUCGGUUCGGAGGGCGUGAAAGGCCAUUCCGUGCUCCACUGCGUCCAAUUCCACGGGAUGAUCUAAAGAGACUGGGCAUUCCCUUGCCCCCAGAAGGGCACUAUAUGUCACGCUUUCAGAUUCCUCCAUUACCUAGACGGAGAAGUCCAGUCAAGGUUCACAAAUCUGCCGUGAGUGAUGUGGGUGGGAAAACAACGUAUGGGUCAUUGGAGGAGCCUGAGAAGCGGUCUGCUGAUGAACAAUUUGAACACCGAAAGGAUUCUGAAUCGUCCAGAAGGCAUAAAAGGAGAACAAGUCGGAAAUCACAUUAUGAUGAGCAUAUGUACAGCACUGAUGAAGAAAAAUCCAUGCACAAGCAUAGCAGGAGAUACGAAAGCAUUCAUGAUCAUCCACGCAAUAGAGAGUCAUCACCACUUGGUCACAGUUUUGCACUGACCGAGAUGACUGAAGACUCGUCGUACUACGCUUCAGAUUCAACUCAAAAGGGCUCAGCUGAUGAAUAUAUAGGGCACAGACGGUCUGAACAUUCUGAAAAGCGAGGGCGGACAACAAGCAAAGUGGGCUCACCUUAUUAUGGCAGCGAUGAAGAUGACCGGCACAGACACCAUCAUAGACCUAAGGGUAGUGGUGACCAUAGACAGCGAAGAAAACAGUGAAAAGGGGUCUGAUGCUGUAGAAGAUUUGAACUCACUCUUGCAGGGUAUGAGGGAUUCAUUAUCCUCUACAUGAUGCUUAUUGUUCAGUUUGCCAUUUACAUGGACUACGGAGCUCUAAGCUGACUGUGAACCCAAAUGCGGUAGAUCAACAGUUUCAGUCCGUUUACCAGCUUUAGUAGAAAGCCGCUUAAAUUCUUCAGAGAAAACGUGGGCUAGUUGUUGGAGAGGGAAUCCAUGGCUUGGUGGGAUGAGGAAUACUUCAAGAUAAUGAAGAUAUGUCAGAAGUAAUGCGGGUGGUCGAGAUGUGCUUGUUGUCGAUGUGUUGAUAGAUCAACUUAAUGUCCGGAGAUUUUCAAAAGCGAGAAACAUCAUAUACUUCAAUGAAAAAAAAAAGUGGAUAUUACGAGAAACUCAA
Molecule: messenger RNA, 1838 nt
Organism: Nymphaea colorata (pocket water lily)
Lineage: Eukaryota; Viridiplantae; Streptophyta; Magnoliopsida; Nymphaeales; Nymphaeaceae
Product: U11/U12 small nuclear ribonucleoprotein 35 kDa protein
Exons: 9
Coding region: 341-1423 (360 amino acids)
Biological process (GO): mRNA splicing, via spliceosome
Cellular component (GO): U12-type spliceosomal complex; precatalytic spliceosome
Molecular function (GO): snRNA binding; mRNA binding
Source: RefSeq, a predicted model, not a curated record